Messenger RNA from Annulohypoxylon maeteangense, 879 nucleotides. RefSeq lists its product as uncharacterized. Gene Ontology annotation, cellular component: mitochondrial matrix. The transcript has a single exon. The record is from RefSeq and is a predicted model, not a curated record. Gene Ontology annotation, biological process: mitochondrial proton-transporting ATP synthase complex assembly. The coding region runs from base 5 to 418 and encodes 137 amino acids. NCBI's taxonomy places the organism in Eukaryota, Fungi, Ascomycota, Sordariomycetes, Xylariales, Hypoxylaceae.
CUAAAUGUUCCAAGUUGAACAUUCCAUUUUUCCAUUCUUCAACUCUUCGAUUACUUCUUUUCCUCCCUUCCAUUCCUCAGCAGCUAUGUCGAAACAGUCGCAACUUCGCUCCUUAUAUCGCUCGCUUCUCCGGGAGCUUCCACCAAAACCGCUCCCGUCCACAUCAUUAUCGAAAACUCGAUCGCCCUUACAUCAACGACUAAGGCAAAGCUUUGCCGACGAUGCGCCACACCAGCACGCCGUCGCCCAAGCCGACCAGCUACUUCAAUAUCUAAAGGCUCAGAGGCAAUACACAGCAUUGCUAGAGCGAUAUAAUCCUGGCAUGAAUAUGGAUGACGAGGAACGUGUUAGACUGACUGCCCGCCGGGUCGGUAUGGACUUGCCAGUAGAAUAUGAGAAGAAUAGCGAAAAGAGUUGAGCGAUGAGUUCACAAAUAUUAAAGGGAAAAUAAACAAGCACAAAUUCGAUUGAGCUUUCAGGUGAACUUGCGACCUUGGAUUCAACGAACCUCUGCUCGUAGUGGCAUCUGAGAGCUCUCGACUCUCAAAUCAAUCCCGAGGUACAUUGAGUAUGGAAUUCCGUUACCAGCUUCAACGCGGGGCCACCCAAAGAAAUAUCACGAUUGUCCACACUGCCUAUGGUGUAUCACGGGACAUCGAUAAUUAAUGGAAACAAAAAUACGGACUCAUAUAACCAAUUAUCGAUCUUCAAUCAAUACCAAGGUUGAACGUACUUUUGCAUAUCAACAACCGCUGCGGGCAGCUCUUAGCCAAUAGCAUCUGAGUAAUUCCACAAUUAAAAAAGGACCAGUCUUCAGCAAAUUCCCGUUCAACCUGACAAUUUCGCAACAAAGCAUCUACCUAGUAGCUUUAAUAGACU